GGAGUGAGUUUGCAAUUCAGAUCAUUGGCUUUUUGCCUGCCUAUAUUUUAGAUAAGAAGGAAAGAGUUGCUGCUGAGGUGCAAAGGGGUCUUCUGAAUUGCAGUGGCAGGAAGACCUGAGACCCUCUGUCUCUUAGCUGCUUUCAAAGUUAAAGGGGGAAAAGGUAAGGAUGGUGGAGGCUUUCUGUGCUACCUGGAAGCUGACGGACAGUCAGAACUUUGAUGAAUACAUGAAGGCUCUAGGUGUGGGCUUUGCCACUAGGCAGGUGGGAAAUGUGACCAAACCAACGGUGAUUAUAAGUCAGGAAGGAGACAAAGUGGUGAUCAGGACUCAAUGCACAUUCAAGAACACAGAGAUUAGUUUCCACCUGGGAGAAGAGUUUGAUGAAAUCAGUGCAGAUGACAGAAGCUGUAAGUCUGUCAUUAACCUGGAUGGAGACAAACUCAUUCAUGUACAGAAAUGGGAUGGCAAAGAAACAAAUUUUGUAAGAGAAAUUAAGGAUGGCAAAAUGGUUGUGACUCUUACUUUUGGUGAUGUUGUUGCUGUUCGUUACUAUGAGAAGGCAUAGAAAAGUUCCUGCUCUGGGCUGGAGAAGCUGGUUCCUUACAUCUCUGUGCUAUCUUGCUAUUGCAGCAAGCUGAUCACUAAUUAGAAAGUCAUCUUUGGUGUGAAGGCAGAAAAUAGUGACUUAAAUACUUGAUACUUCAAGCAACUAGCCCAAUUUUGAUAUGUAAAUUUAUCAUGGUUUAUAGUUUCCAUUACAAUUUUGUAACAAUUUUUUUUAUAAACUAGUGAAUACAUUUUAUGAUUUCCUUUGGAAUGCAAUCAAAUUGAAAUAAAAAUCUUACUUAUAAAAUUUUGUUGUUUUU
Molecule: messenger RNA, 869 nt
Organism: Sciurus carolinensis (gray squirrel)
Lineage: Eukaryota; Metazoa; Chordata; Mammalia; Rodentia; Sciuridae
Gene: Fabp7
Product: fatty acid binding protein 7
Exons: 4
Coding region: 170-568 (132 amino acids)
Biological process (GO): fatty acid transport
Cellular component (GO): nucleus; cytosol
Molecular function (GO): fatty acid binding
Source: RefSeq, a predicted model, not a curated record